AUGUCUCGCUCCGUGAGCUUCAGCUCUCGCUCUGCCGCUGUCCCAGCACUCAGCCAAGUGAGGGUCAGCACUGUGUCCUCCACACGAGGCCUCGGGGGCGGCUCCGGCCUCAGCCGUGUCGGAGGCCCCAGCCUCUACGGCAUCGGCUCUGCCAACAAGAGGAUCUCCUACAGCUCCCGCUCCGGGUUCGGCUAUGGGGGGGCAGGAUUUGCUGGAGGGAUCACCCCUGGAGGGAUCCAAGAAGUUACCAUCAACCAGAGCCUCCUGACCCCCAUGAACCUGGAGUUUGACUCCAACAUCCAGCGGGUGAGGAAGGAGGAGAAGGAGCAGAUCAAGAGCCUCAACAACAAAUUUGCCUCCUUCAUCGACAAGGUGAGGUUCCUGGAGCAGCAGAACAAGAUGCUGGAGACCAAGUGGAGCCUUCUCCAGGACCAGAAAACCACCAGGAGCAACAUUGCUCCCAUGUUUGAGACAUACAUCAACAACCUGCGGAGACAACUGGACGGGCUGCUCAGCGACAAGGGGCGCUUGGAGGGGGAGCUGAAGAACAUGCAGGACCUCGUGGAGGACUUCAAGACCAAGUAUGAGGAUGAGAUUAACAGGCGAACGGCGGCAGAGAACGAGUUUGUGGUGCUCAAGAAGGAUGUGGAUGCUGCCUACAUGAACAAGGUGGAGCUGGAGGCCAAGGUGGAUGCUCUGACAGAUGAGAUCAACUUCCUGAGGGCCUUCUACGAAGCUGAGAUUAACGAGCUGCAGGCUCAGAUCUCGGACACCUCCGUGGUCCUUUCCAUGGACAACAACAGGAGUUUGGACCUGGACAGUAUCAUCGCCGAGGUCAAGGCGCAGUACGAGGACAUCGCCAACCGCAGCCGCGCUGAGGCCGAGUCCUGGUACCAGAGCAAGUACGAGGCUCUGCAGGUCACUGCUGGCAAACACGGCGAUGACCUGCGCAACACCAAGAACGAGAUCACCGAGAUCAACAGGGUCAUCCAGAGGCUCCAGGGGGAGAUCGAGAAUGCCAAGGCCCAGCGUGCCAAGCUGGAGGCAGCCAUCGCUGAGGCUGAGGAACGUGGUGAGUUGGCCCUCAAGGAUGCCAAGGCCAAGCUGGAGGAGCUGGAGGCAGCUCUGCAGAAGGCCAAGCAGGACAUGGCCAGGCAGCUCCGAGAGUACCAGGAACUGAUGAAUGUCAAACUGGCCCUGGACAUCGAGAUUGCCACCUACAGGAAGCUGCUGGAGGGCGAGGAGAGCAGGUUGGCUGGAGAUGGAGUUGGCAACGUCAACAUCUCCGUGGUCAGCUCCAGCAGCGGAGGAAGCUAUUCCAGCUCCAGUGGCCUCCUGGGAGGAGGAAUUGGAGGAAGCCUUAGCCUUGGACCAGGCAUGGGCAGUGGAGCCCUUGGCCUCUCCUCAGGUGGGAGCACCAAGUCCUACACCAUCACCACCACCUCCUCCAGCCGCAGGAGCAUCACGAAGUAA
Acanthisitta chloris (rifleman) is the source of this 1473-nucleotide messenger RNA. Its product is annotated as keratin, type II cytoskeletal cochleal-like. Gene Ontology annotation, biological process: intermediate filament organization; keratinization. The coding region runs from base 1 to 1473 and encodes 490 amino acids. NCBI's taxonomy places the organism in Eukaryota, Metazoa, Chordata, Aves, Passeriformes, Acanthisittidae. Gene Ontology annotation, cellular component: keratin filament. The record is from RefSeq and is a predicted model, not a curated record. The transcript is spliced from 9 exons. Gene Ontology annotation, molecular function: structural constituent of skin epidermis.